CCAACACUGCAUCAUCCAACACACCUUGCUCAUAGAAACAGAGAGAAAACACACAGAAAACAGAGAGAAAACAGAGAUGGAGAACUUCCCAGUUAUCAACAUGGAGAAGCUCAAUGGGGAGGAGAGAGCAGCCACCAUGGCUAAGAUCAAUGAUGCAUGCGAAAACUGGGGUUUCUUUGAGUUGACAAAUCAUAGCAUCCCCCAUGAAUUUAUGGACAAUCUGGAGAGGUUGACGAAGGAGCACUACAAGAAGUGUAUGGAGCAGAGGUUCAAGGAAUUGGUGGCAAGCAAGGCUCUAGAGGGUGCUAAGGCAGAGGUCAAUGACAUGGAUUGGGAGAGCACCUUCCACGUGCGCCAUCUUCCCCAGUCAAAUAUUUCUGAGAUCCCAGAUCUUGAAGACGAAUACAGGAAGGUGAUGAAGGAAUUUGCGUUGAAGUUAGAAAAGCUAGCAGAGGAACUCUUAGACCUGCUAUGUGAGAAUCUUGGACUAGAGAAAGGGUACCUCAAAAAGGCCUUCUACGGCUCAAAGGGUCCAACUUUUGGCACCAAGGUUAGCAAUUACCCUCCAUGCCCCAAGCCGGAGCUUAUCAAGGGCCUCCGCGCGCACACCGACGCUGGCGGCAUCAUCCUGCUGUUCCAAGACGACAAGGUCAGCGGCCUCCAGCUGCUCAAAGACGGGCAGUGGAUCGACGUGCCGCCUAUGCGCCACUCCAUUGUCAUUAACCUCGGUGACCAGCUCGAGGUGAUCACCAAUGGGAAGUACAAGAGUGUGCUGCACAGAGUGAUAGCACAAACUGAUGGAAACAGAAUGUCAAUAGCUUCAUUCUACAACCCUGGAAGUGAUGCUGUGAUCUAUCCAGCACCAGCACUGGUGGAGAAGGAGACAGAGGAGAAGAAUGUGUACCCUAAAUUUGUGUUUGAAGACUACAUGAAGCUGUAUGCUGGGCUCAAGUUUCAGGCCAAGGAGCCAAGAUUUGAAGUCAUGAAGAGCAUGGAAGCUAAUGUUAAGUUGGACCCAAUUGCAACCGCUUGAGAGCAGUUUUACUUGAAUUAGGAUUCUCUCCCGUUCAUUUGAACUGGAUAAUAUCCCGUUAGUUAUAGUGCAUGAGUAUAUUUGUCCACUCAAAAAAUAAAAAUA
Corylus avellana is the source of this 1138-nucleotide messenger RNA. Its product is annotated as 1-aminocyclopropane-1-carboxylate oxidase. The record is from RefSeq and is a predicted model, not a curated record. NCBI's taxonomy places the organism in Eukaryota, Viridiplantae, Streptophyta, Magnoliopsida, Fagales, Betulaceae.